Molecule: messenger RNA, 1815 nt
Organism: Durusdinium trenchii
Lineage: Eukaryota; Dinophyceae; Suessiales; Symbiodiniaceae
Source: the annotation of a GenBank genome assembly
GGAAUGGCCAGAGUCGAGUCGUUUAAAGCGAGUGGAAAUCGGAGAUGUCUUGUAUCUAAUAGCAAACAUUGUUCCUAGUAGUACGGCCAGGAGCCCCUAGGCCUACCAAUACAAUCCAAUACAGUAGAAUCUCUCACGGUGACAUUUUUCAACCUCAGUCACUCUCGUGCUGUUUUGGGAUGGUUCGGGAAUCAUCACAACCGAUAUUGCCAAUGCCCUUAUACAUUAUGGUUUUUGGCCUCAUCAUCGCUUCUGGAUCUUGGCAAUGACGAGUGGCAAUGAAAAGGGCUUGCUCAAACAGGUGACAGAGACAACACGCAAAUCACGGCCAACUGAUUGAACUGACUGAGCCUUUGGCCAUGAUCACACUUCUCUUUAGUGCAUUGAAGAACUUCACGCUGCAGCGCUGCCCACAUAUCAAUGUUGAGCGUUUUCAGACCUUCAGGGCAAGAGGUGGCAACCAUUCCAGUGAAUCGGCUCGUGAACGUGAGAGGCUUGAAACAGCACCUGCGUUUGCUUUUGGGCGUGCCCCGAUUCAAACAAAGGAUCCUUUAUCAAGGCUCCGUGCUGGAGGAUGAGACUCGAUUCUACGCAGACUUGGACAUUGAAGUUGUUCUGAUUGUGGUGCCCUUCUGCGGCCCGUCUCAAAAGCAACGACACCAAUUCCUGAGGGCUGCGAUAGACGGCAAUUUCUCCAAAGUUGAAGCGAUGCUACACCGCCCCCAUGAUCCAGAUUUAGCUGCGGAGAACGGCGAUACGGCUCUUCUACUGGCAUCACAUGCAGGCCAUGUGGAAGUUGCUCGUUUGCUGUUGGAGGCCGGUGCUGGUGUGGACAUAGCUGAUGCAGAUGGUGAAACGCCUCUUAUUUUGGCAUCUGACUUAGGCUCGGUAGAGCUUGUACGUUUGCUGUUGGAAGUCAGAGCUGACCUGGACACAUCUGACACAGAUGGCGAAACAGCUCUUAUUUUGGCAUCUGAUCUCGGCAGUUUGGAGAGUGUGCAUUUGCUGUUGGAGGCAAGCGCCAGCGUGAACAUAGCUGACGAGGAUGGCAGUACAGCUCUAAUAGCCGCAUCACAUGCAGGCCAUGUAGAAGUUGUUCGUUUGUUGUUGGAGGCCAGUGCUGGUGCGGACAUAGCAGACACAGAUGGUUUCACAGCUCUCCUGCAUGCUUGCAUUCUUGGCCAUGAGGAGGUUGCGUGCUUGCUACUGCGCGCCGGGGCUGACAAGGAGUUUGUGUACAGUCAAGGAACCAUUCUCCACCACGCCUCCAGCGCUGGCCAUUACAACAUCGUACAGUUGCUGUUGAAUGCCGGAGCCGACAAGUUUCGACGAUACAGCCGCAAAGCUUGGAUGCAUGCGAUUGAAAGGGGCCACGAAGAGAUUAGCAAUCUGCUGUUGUCCAGCACUUGUCAUGGUUGGGACUGGCGUGCCAUUAUCAGGAACAUUUUUGCGGUGGAGAUGAUUCAGAACCCCAAAGAUUUCCUGUGGUUCUGGUGCUGUGGGAUCCCCAUAGUCACCGUCGGUGUGCUUUCCACAGAUCUUGAUGACCUUUUCGCGUUGAUUGCAAGCAUGAGCUGCCUCGCCCAAGCCAUCCCCAGUCCAACUCCCCUGACGGCCUUUUGCCGAUGCGAACUUACAGUGGCACGACUCCUGUGGGAAGCAUAUUUCGGCAGAUUGUUGGUCACUGUGUGCGUUUCGGGUGCCAAGGCAGUAGCGGCCAUGAUUGCCCUCAAGGCCGCGGAGGUGGGGGAGGUGCCGGAUUUGUCGUCGCAUCCCGACUUUGCCGAGUUCGUCCGGGCACCGAGGGCGAAGUGA